AGCCAAAGUGGCUCGAGCCAGAGCGGCCCCAGGUCUCAGACAGGGCAUCACGCAGCCUCGCGGCCCGGCCGGGAUGGCCGAUGACGAGUGCCGAGGCGGCGCCGGCUGCGCGGGGCUCCGAGCUCAGGAUCGGACCUCGACACUGCCGGGCUUCGAGGAGCAAGCUGGGCCACUUUCCCGGCUCACCCUGAGCUGGUUCACCAGACUUCUGCGGAUGGGCGUGACGAAGCAGCUCCAGCAGGAGGAUCUGGGCCGACCGCAUCCCGCGGACGAGGGCGUCGGGAAUUAUGUCAGGAUGCAGGAGCUUUGGGACCAGGAGGUGAAUCAGCACGGCUUGGAGUGUGCCCGGGUCGGGCGCGUGCUCUUUCGUUUUGUGGGCCGCCGCAACGUGUGGUUGUUGACCAUAUGCGCCUACACGUCCGUGGCAUGCUUGACGGUGCAGCCGAUCUUGACCAAGAUGUUGUUGCGGUGGUUGGAGGGCUCUCUCACGAUGAGCGUCGUGAGCCAGUGGCUGUUGGUGCUCGCCAUCUUGGGGUCUCCGUUGCUUGGGGCCGGCAUCCAGGCGCACAUGAACAUGAUAUCAAGCCGUAUCGGCAUGCACCUCUAUGCGGCUUUGACCAUGAUGGUGUAUCGCAAGUCGCUUAAGCUCAGCUCCCAGGCGCGCAACUCUGCGAGCACAGGGCGCCUCGUGAAUCUGAUGAGCAACGACGCUGGCACGGUCAUGGAGCAGGCGGUGCGCGUAGUGGGUCCCAUGCUGACGGCCUUGCCACAGUUGGUGAUCGUGCUUGUGAUGCUAUUCACUGAGAUCGGGAUCUCGAUGCUGACGGGCUUUGGAUUUGCACUCUUCAGCGUGCCCCUCGCCAUCUUGAUAUUCAAGAAGAUUAGUGAGUUUUAUGGCUUGGCCGCACAGGAGACCGACCAGAGGCUGAAGCUCGUAAACGACCUUUUCACUGGCAUUCGCGUUGUGAAGGCAUACGCUUGGGAGAAGGCGUUCCUGCGCGUCAUAGGGGAUACUCGGGCGAAAGAGCUACAUUUCAUUCGGAGGCAUGCCUAUUGGUCAAUGGUUGGCAUGAUGUGCGUCUACAUGCAGCUCCCGGCAUUUAUGCAGCUCGUCGUCUAUUCGACGUACGUUGGGCUGGGUGGUGAGUUUUCAGCCUCGCGAAUUUUUACCGCGAUCCAGCUGUUCCAGCUCUUGCAGCAGCCGCUCACGCAGUUGCCUGGCGCAUUGACACAGAUUGCGCAGCUCAUGACCGCUACGCAGCGGCUGGGUGCCUUCUUUCGACUGCACGAGCUGGCAGACCCUGCCCACGACGAGAGCGCGCCACCCGCCUCGGGCGAGCCGGCUGUGACAAUCUCGGGGGACGCAAUUUUCGUCUGGGAGUCCCAGCACGUCCAGUCAUGGCGCCUCGGACUGCCCAAGAGCACGGCGGAGAAGAGGCAGGAAAUGAAGGCGACGAAAGAAGCAAGAAAGCAGCUGAAGCAGGAAUCUGACGAGGUGGCAAAUGCGGCGGAGCUGCCUCGGACGCCGGCUGAUGCAUCGGCGGUUGGGAAUCCCUCCCACGGCUUCGAACUUAAACAGGUGGACUUGCGCAUCGAGCAGGGCGAGCUGGUGGCCUUUGUGGGCCCUGUGGGCAGUGGUAAGAGCAGCUUGAUCAGUGCAAUCCUCAACGAGAUGACUAUAACGGCUGGCCGCGUGGCGCUGCGCGGGAGCGUUGCGUACGCGAGCCAGGUGCCAUGGAUACAGAAUGCGACGGUGCGUGACAACAUCCUCUUCGGAUUGCAUUACGACGCGGCUUGGUAUUCAGAGGUCUUGGACGUGUGCGCGCUCACCGAAGACCUGUCCUUGCUUGCGAGCGGAGACCAGACCGAGAUCGGCGAGCGCGGCAUCAAUCUGAGCGGGGGGCAGAAGGCGAGAGUGAGCAUAGCGAGGGCAGUCUAUUCCCGGGCGGACAUCAUCUUGUUGGACGAUCCCCUGGCCGCCGUGGACAGGCACGUUGGGGACGUCAUCUUCGAGCGAUGCGUGCGCAGGGCGCUGAAGGGCAAGACUGUCAUCCUCGUGACCAAUCAGCUCGAGCGCCUAGAACGCGUGGACCGCGUGGUCGUUCUCAGGGACGGCUCCAUCACCGAGUCUGGGACGCACGCUGAGCUCAUGCAGGCGCGCGGCGACUUCGCCGACCUGAUGGAGCGGCAGGGCAUCGCCGAGCCCAGCGCAGACACGGCUGCUGCCGAAGAAGCAACGGCGGCUGCCGAGGCGAAGCCGCGAGGCGCCGCCCUGGGCACUGCGCCCCGGAAGAGCAGAGACGGCGCGGUUUCCGCUGCGCGCAUCACGGAGGAUGAAAGUCGGGAGGUUGGGUACGUGAACUGGAGCGUGUACGCUUGGUUCAUUCGGCAGUGCACCAGGUGUCUCUUUGGACUGCUCGUCUGCGGCAGCAUGCUGCAGACAUCCUUCCCGAUCGUUGGGGUCUUCCUCCUGGCCCAGUGGACGGAGGACGUGCGGCUGAGGGGCCCCUCAAUGGAAGUGAAUCGGCAAUGGCUCUCGCUCUACGCUGCGAUGCUCGUGGGCGGCUUGUUGUCCUCGAUGUUCUCCGGCGUGUGCAGCGCAGAGAUGCGGGUGAUCGCCGCGAGGCGCAUCCACACCAUGCUCCUAAGGACGAUGUCACGAGCGCCAGUCGCAUUCUUUGAUGUGACGCCGCUCGGUCGUAUUCUGAAUCGUUUCUCCAAAGACAUGCUGCAAAUUGACAUGACGCUCGCGAUGAUGCUCUCGUGGGCCAUUGUGCUUGCCAUGUUUGUUGUAACCUCCUGCCUGGCGGUUGUCGUCUCUACGCGAGGCUGGAUGCUCCUGCUCAUGGUGCCCGCUGGCGCAGGGUACCUCCGUAUCUUCCGUUUCGUGAGGCACUCCGCCAUCGAGAUUCAGCGGCUUGAGUCCAUCUCGCGCUCCCCGCUAGCCUCCACCUUCCAGGAAGUGCUGGCCGGGCUCACCACCAUCAGGGCGUACCGGCAGCAGGGCCGCUUCCAGGCGCUGAACGCGACGAUGGUGAACCAGAAUGUUGUGCCAUUCUUCUUGUCGAAGUCAGCGCAGGCUCAGGAGGGGGAAAAACACAGACACGAUGAAUCGCCGACUCCCAGAGGGAUAUAGGAAAAUAUGGGAAGUGGGGGGAAGACGAAACUCCAAAGAAUAUGUGAAAAUAUGGGGAAUCCUGGGAUUUGUGUCUAUUUGUUUGUGCAUCCUUGGGCCCCUUUACAGGCCGCCUGGCUCACUCUCCGCCUCAACUGCGUGGGCGCCUUGGCUUCAGGCUGCUGCGCAGCCUACGCCGUCAUGUCUGAGCAUCUGGGGGUCAAGCAGAGUGCCGGACUGGCUGGCGUGGGCCUCACGUACAGCAGCCAGAUAUCCCAGAUGAUGAUGUUUUUGAUCAUGAUCGUGAUAGGGGUGGAGACGAUGAUGAACUCCGUGGAAAGGGUCAAGGAGUACAUCCACACGGUGUCGCCGGAGGAGGACCGCAGCGCGGCCGACGCGCCCUCGGGCAGCGAGGAGCGGCCCAGCCAGGCGUGGCCCAGCGAGGGCAGCAUCACGUUCCACCAGCUCGUGACCGGCUACCGGGACGGGCCCGACGUGCUGCACGGCAUCAGCGCGUGCAUUGCGCCCUGCGAGAAGGUGGGCGUCGUCGGCAGGACAGGCUCUGGCAAGUCGACCAUCAUCCUGUCCAUCUUCCGGCUCAUCAAGCCGCGCUCGGGCUCCAUCGCGAUCGACGGCGUGGACCUCACGACGGUGAGCCUGGAGCAGCUCCGGAGCCGCGUCGGGCUCAUUCCGCAAGAUCCUGUGCUCUUCACGGGCUCUGUGCGUUACAACCUCGACCCUUUUUCGGAGGCCACGGACGCACGGCUCUGGGAGGUGUUGGAGCAGGUGCGCAUGAACGGUGUAGUGGAGCGCUUGGCGAACAAGCUGGAGCAGCAUGUGCAGGAAGGUGGAGACAACUUCUCCGUGGGGGAAAAGCAGCUGUUCUGCAUCGCGAGGGCUCUGCUGCGCGACCCUCGUGUCCUCUGCCUGGAUGAGGCCACGGCGAGCCUAGAUAGCGACACCGACGCCAUGCUCCAGGAUAUGAUUCGGCGUCUCUUCCAGCAGAAGACCGUGAUUACGAUCGCUCACCGCCUGGAGACCAUCAUGGACAGUGACAGAAUCCUUGUGCUGCAAGCCGGUCGCAUCGCCGAGGUCGGCUCCCCGCUGAUGCUCCUCCAGGCAACAGGCGGAGUCUUCAGUGGUAUGGUGCAGGCCGGCAACGCUCAACAUCUCCGUGCUAUCGCGACCGUCGGCUAUUUGAACGCCAACCGCCAAACUUGCCCGCCUCCCGAAGAAGAUGCGGCAAGCCUGUGAGAUGACGCAUGGGUGGAGGGUCAGAAGCAGCUGAUUCGUUACCCAGAGUUGGUGGUUGCAGUGCGUGUCCCCACUGCAGGGGAGUGCAAAUGUGCACCGUCCACUGCCGACGCCACUCUUAAUCAUGUUUUGCGCUGUUUCUUCUUUCCGCCAGACCGCCAGGCCCCCUACAGGUGCAAAUCGGGCUGAGGGGCUGGCCGCGGACGUUGCCGGCAGGCGCCGCACCAAUGAGCUUCCUGCUGCCUGCUGGGUGCGUCAAACGAAAGAGCUGGAUCACGCGCCUCC
Prorocentrum cordatum is the source of this 4654-nucleotide messenger RNA. The record is from the annotation of a GenBank genome assembly. NCBI's taxonomy places the organism in Eukaryota, Dinophyceae, Prorocentrales, Prorocentraceae.